AUGUCGUUCUGUGAUGAAGCCAAAAACAUGGAUUCCCAUCGCAUCCGGCCCUCUCUGCACUUCACUGCAAACUGCUGGAUCAACGAUCCUUGUGCUCCUGGCUACGAUCCGGCGACAGGCUUAUAUCAUGUUUUCUAUCAGUGCAAUCCACAUGGUACUGAAUGGGGCUCGAUGUCUUGGGGUCAUCUCAUCAGCGAAGAUCUCAUACACUGGACAGCCUCUACCAAACCUGCUCUGACUCCCGAUCAAUCUUAUGAUCGUGAUGGAGUCUUUACAGGCUGCAUGGCACCACCCGAAAACUCCGAGCCAGGUUCUCUGAAGGUUGUCUACUCAUCAGUGCGCCAUCUACCAUUUCACUGGAGCACACCUCCGUAUCCCCGCGACGCUGCUGGCUUAGCAAUCGCCGAAUCCAGGGAUAAUGGGAAGACAUGGACAAAAUGCUCAGAAAAUCCCAUCUUAGCUGGCGAGCCCCAGGGGAUUCAGGUGACUGGGUUUCGGGACCCCUUCUUAGCAGAGUGGCAUGCUUUGAAUGAUUUCCUUGGGCUGAAUUCCAUGUACGGGCUUGUUUCAGGUGGAAUUGAAGGCCACGGACCGACAGCGUUUCUAUAUUCCGUGCCGCAUAGGAACGUAUCCGAAUGGCACUAUCUGUCUGCCUUGGUCAAUAUGCCUGCUCGGUUCCAGCCCUCGCAGAAAUGGUCUGGGAAUUUCGGCGUCAACUGGGAAUGCGUGAAUUUCCUGACCAUCGAAGCCGGCAGCAAAAGCCGCGUGUGUCUCAUCUUAGGGGCGGAGGGAGACAUAGAACGUGAACAUAUCCGAAAUUCUAAAUGUGGUGCGCAUAUUCCUCCAAGGACUGUCCGUUCUCUACUGUGGAUGUUUGGUGACUUGAGGGUUGAAAACAACGUGCCUCGUGUUGAGUACACCCAUGGCGGGUAUUUGGACUGCGGAUCAUUAUAUGCAGCCAAUUCAUUUCUCGAUCCGGUGUCUAAGAGACAUAUAAUGCACGCAUGGAUUCCCGAAGAGGACAUACCAGCGAGUUAUGCCAGAGACAAAGGAUGGAAUGGCGCAUUGGCUAUUCCGCGCGAGCUCUUUCUCCUUUCUAUCUCAAAUGUUACUCGAGCUCUUUACACUCCUCUGUCAGAGAUAUCGUCUGUUGAACAAGUUCCAAACCGAGAUGGUUCAGCCACUAUCUACACUCUCGGGAUACGACCUAUCGAAGAGAUAGUUCGACUCCGCAAACGCCAUCGCCAUUCUUGCCAACGAAAAUAUAUCUCACUCCCACCAACAGCGGGAGCAUCACACGCACUGUGCUCAACAUCCUCUACUACGUGGGAGCUCGAGGCAGAAAUCACUAUCAACCCGAGUUGCUGCUCUGAAGUCGGUUUCCAUAUCCGCCACAAUACCGAUAUGUCUAUAUGCACUACGAUCAAGUUCUCUCCUCAGGAAGAGACCAUCAGCGUCCACAAGGGAAGAUCGACGUCUGGUCCAAACAUACGCAAUUGCCCCGAACAAGGCCCGUUUACCCUCUUCUACAGGACCGAUUACCUGGGGGUCGAACCCAAGGACAAAUUGGAGAGCUUGCGGAUUCACAUAAUCUCCGACGCAGAUACCUUGGAGGUCUUUGCAAAUAAUUGGUUUGCCUUGGCUACGAUGGUCUACUCUCCGGAUAUUGGUGCUGCUGGCAUAUCAGCAUUUGCCAAGGGGGAACAGGGGAGUGCUGUUAUUGAGGAGGUAAAUAUUUGGGAGGGGUUGUCGUCUGCUCGGAGAUCAUGA
This is a messenger RNA of Penicillium mononematosum, 1770 nucleotides long. RefSeq names its product glycoside hydrolase family 32 protein. Bases 1 to 1770 code for a protein of 589 amino acids. The transcript is spliced from 2 exons. NCBI's taxonomy places the organism in Eukaryota, Fungi, Ascomycota, Eurotiomycetes, Eurotiales, Aspergillaceae. The record is from RefSeq and is a predicted model, not a curated record. Gene Ontology annotation, biological process: sucrose catabolic process. Gene Ontology annotation, molecular function: sucrose alpha-glucosidase activity.